Molecule: messenger RNA, 1763 nt
Organism: Tarenaya hassleriana
Lineage: Eukaryota; Viridiplantae; Streptophyta; Magnoliopsida; Brassicales; Cleomaceae
Exons: 7
Coding region: 201-1610 (469 amino acids)
Cellular component (GO): plasma membrane
Source: RefSeq, a predicted model, not a curated record
GGUAAAGUUAAAAACACAGUUCUUUCCCUUUGCUCUACCUUUGUGUGGUUCAUCUUAGUGUUGUGUUAAUCUCUCCGCGGAAUUCACUUCUUCUCCUGGAGGAGAAGCUUAUGCUGAAUCUGAUCAUUUCUAGGGUUUCUUCUGGAAGCUUCUCCCUUCGAUUCUCCUUGUUGCUUUCCGUCAUGAUUUGAUUUCCGGCGAUGCUGAAAUCUCCAGGCAGUCUGGCUCAUCGGUUCUUGUUAUUUAUCAUCUGGUUAUCAAGCUUCCAGGAUGUAGUUGCACCCCAUAAACUUCAUGAGCCUAGUAACAUGUCCUCGACCUCCGAGUUGGCAAAUCCACCUGGCACUGGACCAACUGAUCCUAUACAAGUGUCACCAUCUGUCAUCCCCCGAUAUGAAUCCCCUGCUGCGCCUUGGACACCAUCCAUGUACCCUACCUUUCCUAAUACAUAUGAGCCCAAUUUAACAGGGAGAUGUCCUGCGGACUUUUCAGCAAUUUCAAGCAUUAUGGACAGAACUGCAUCUGAUUGUUCCCAGCCAUUUGCUGCGCUUGUAGGGAAUGUGAUAUGCUGUCCACAGUUUGCUAGUUUACUUCAUAUUUUCCUGGGGCAACACAAUGCCAAAUCAGAGAAGUUGGUUCUGCCGGAUGCAGUUGCUUCAGAUUGUUUUUCAGAUGUCAUUAGUAUCUUGGUCAGCAGAAGGGCAAAUAUGAGUAUACCUUCUCUUUGCUCUGUAACAUCAUCAAAUCUAACUGGAGGUUCUUGUCCAGUUAAAGAUGUUAAGACCUUUGAAAAGCUAGUCAAUACCAGCAAACUACUGGAUGCAUGUAGCACUGUUGAUCCUCUCAAGGAGUGUUGCAGGCCGGUUUGUCAACCUGCAAUAAUGGAAGCUGCACUUGAGAUUUCGGGAAACCAAAUGGUAUAUGGUGAUAGAAUUCCCGUAGGGAGGGAGUCAAACAAUGUCAACGCAAUUAACGAUUGCAAGAAUGUGGUGUAUUCAUACAUUUCCAGGAAGCUCCCGGCAGACAUUGCAAAUACUGCAUUCCGAAUACUGUCUUCAUGCAAAGUUAACAGGGCUUGUCCCUUGGAGUUUAAUCAGCCAACAGAAGUUAUUAACGCUUGCCGGAAUGUAGCUGCUCCGAGCCCUUCUUGCUGCAGCUCGUUGAAUGCAUACAUUUCUGGGAUACAAAACCAAAUGCUAAUAACAAACAAGCAGGCCAUAGUCUGUGCCACAGUUAUCGGCUCCAUGUUAAGGAAAGGCGGUGUCAUGACAAAUAUUUAUGAGCUUUGUGAUGUUGAUCUCAAAGAUUUUAGUGUCCAAGCAUACGGAAUGCAACAAGGGUGUCUUCUCAGAAGCUAUCCUGCAGAUUUGAUAUUUGACAACACAACAGGCUAUAGCUUUACAUGUGAUUUAACAGACAACAUAGCCGCUCCAUGGCCAUCUUCAUCCUCGAUGUCUUCCUUGUCUCUCUGUGCUCCCGAGAUGUCCUUGCCUGCCUUGCCAACUUCUCAGACUCUUAAAAAUGAUGGGUAUUGCCAUGGUGCAGUGGAAGUGUUGGUUACUGUCUUUUCCAUUUUUGUUCUUUGGUGUGUUGGUGUUGUGAGAGUUUGAUGAUGGUGAUGAAGUUUUGUUGUUGUUUUGCGGUGGAUGACUCUGAUCAUCACAUACUUGCAGCUUUUUCUUUUUGUAUAUUAUCAUAGUACUACUGUCUCAUGUAUAGCAAACUUCAAAAGAUGUCUGGAGCCGUUCAAACCUUUAUUUUUA